AUGUCCGACUACGGCGGAUACGACGACCGCCGCCGCUACCGCGACACCCGCACUCGACCUCGCGAACGUGGCGAUCCCGAAUUUGUCCAGGAAACAACCUACAUCGAGCGCGGCAAGGGCCCUCCCCCUCGUGAUCUGGUCUACCGCCCUCGCGAAGAAAGCGUCGAGGACAUCACACGGGACUUCCCUCCUCCCUCAAGUGAUCGCUAUGCUCCUCGCGGAGGAAGAAGAGAAUACGACAACUACCCUCCACCCCGCCGUACACGCAGCCAGGUUGGCCGCAGAGACUACGAUGAUUACGACGAUGAUUAUGAUGUCCCUGUUGCUGCUGCAGCUGCUGCAGGCGCUGGAUAUGCCGCUGGACGCGCAAAGGAUCGCCGCCGUCACCGUGACCGCCAUGAUCGUGACUACGACUCGGAAGAAUACUCACCCCCUCGCCGCCGUCAUACCGAACGACGCAAGUCUGGUGUCGGUGAGAUCUUAGAAGGCCUCGGUCUUGGAGGAGUCGCCGCUGCUAUCACAGGACGCUCCUGCAGUCGCAGCAGAUCCAGAGAUCGUGACUCCCGUCGUGACAGAGAUGGCAGAGCCAGAUCACGUCACGGUGGUCGCUACGACUCCGAUGAAGACAGCCGCAGCCGCAGCAGAUCCAAGGGACGCACCGAACGCAAAUGGGCACAGGCUGCUCAAGCUGCUCUUGUUGCCGGUGCUGUCGAGGCUUUCCGCUCCCGCAAGGAUCCUGGACCAUGGACUGGAGAGAAGGGCCGUCGCAUCGCCACUGCUGCUAUCGGUGCUGGUGGUAUCGAUGGACUUGUUGACCGCAAUCCCGACAANAAGACAAAGCGUCAUCUGGCCGAAGCCGUGAUCGGAGGUCUAGCAGCCAACCGCCUUGCCAAUGGUCCUCGCAGUAGAAGUAGAGGUCCCGCUGGCGCUAGGGAUGAUCCUUAUGGCCGCUCCCGCAGUCGUUCUCGAUCCAUCUUCGGCGGCCGUGGCAGAAGCCAGUCGCGUGGUCGUGAUGGUCAAGGCGGUGGCGGUGGUGGGCUUGAAAAGCUCGCAGCUGGAGGAGCUCUGGCAGCAGCUGGCAAGGCCAUCUAUGACCGUGUGCGAUCAAAAUCACGUCGUAGGCGCUCUCCUUCGUCCAGCUCUGCAGACUCGUAUGUCCCUUCCCGCAAUCGCCGUCGCAACAAGGAGCGAAGCUCACCUGCUCAAUCAGAUACAGGCAGCCGCGCCGUCGCCCAGCGCGGCCGUGAUCGUAACCUAGGCCCUGCCGCUGGUGCUGGUGCAGGUGCAGGCGCCCUCGCUGCUUCAACAAACAAUCGCGGCAUGCGUAGCGAGAGUUCGUCGAGCAGCAGCACUGAUGUUGAUGUUCGUCGUAAACGUAUGCGAGGCAAGGAGCUAUUAACAGCCGGCCUUGCCACAGUCGCUACAAUCCACGCUGCUCAUGGUGUUUACUCAAGUAUGGAAGCCCAUGAGAAGCGUCACAAGCUCGUUCAAGAGGGCGAAAUGUCUCCAGCCGAAGCUCGCAAGAAGCAGACAAAGGCUUGGGUCCAGGAUGCAGCUGCUGUUGGUAUUGCUGCGCUGGGUAUCAAGGGUGCUUUCAGCGAGUGGAAGGAGAUGAACGAGCAUAGGUUUGUUGAUAUGAUUAUGAUCUUGCGGAACUUGACUAACUGUUUACCGGCAGACGCGAGAUUCACGAGCUGGAGAAGAGAAAGGCUCUCAAACAGAAACGUCGCGAAAAACACGAUCGAGAGGCACGUCGUGCACAAGAAGAGAGCCUCUACCGAAUGCUUCCCCUUUGCAGCAGCAACAACAACAGCAGCAGCAACAGCAAUUCGGGGCUCCUCAAGGGCCCAUGCAACCUGGAAAUCAGAUGAUGUACCCUGGCAACCUUCCACCCCCACCACCUGGGCCCCCUCCUGCUGCGAGGUAUUAGGAGCGACCUCCGGCCAUACGAGGGAUCCUAAAGCCUACACCCGAGGACCGUCAAAUAACAAAGCUCCGUUGACCAUGUCUUCUGCCAGAAGACCAGAUUCUGCACAACUCGAUACCAUUUCUCGUGGCACUUCUCGCUUUCGACCUUCUUACGUUCUUGCUUCUUUGGGUCUCCUUCUUUCGCUUCUCACGACCUUGAUGACUUCGACGACGACGACAACACAUUGCAUUGAUUUUCAGUUUCAGGCGAGCACAUACACCAACGACACGGCAAUGGGAAUCAAGUUCAGCAGGCAGACUCAAACAGUUUCUUUUCCUUUUCCUUAUCCCUUUCACGCUACGACCUCUAUGAUUAGCACGAGAAGCAGAAAAGCUUCGGCACACAAAUACCUUUUUCUUUCUGAGCAGCGAGAGCAUGAUUAUGAAACCACGAAAUCAACUUUUCUUAGAAUCAUUUCCUCUAUCCAGACCAAGUUCACGUGUAUUGAAAUUUUACGACGUGAUGGUCAUGUUGAACUUUAG
Messenger RNA from Aureobasidium musti, 2451 nucleotides. Lineage: Eukaryota; Fungi; Ascomycota; Dothideomycetes; Dothideales; Saccotheciaceae. The record is from the annotation of a GenBank genome assembly.